UAGAAUUCUACCUGCUUAUGUUUAGCCUCAUUAUUUCAUUGUGAGUGGGUAAAAAUAUAGAUGAAAACAUAUCAAUGGUACACAAUCCUGAUGAAAAAUUACAUUAUUCUUUUUACUUCAGAGGAUUGUCUCUCCACAACUUUCUCUUCACUUUCUAUUACAAGAAGCAGUUUUCUCAGAUGUCAAUGUUGCAAAAGAACCAAACGAGUAUGCUCAUUUGAAUAAUUCUGGGACCUUUUCUGAUCACAAUUAGUAAAAACAUAGAGCUUUAUUAUAUAAGAUAUGCACAGCUGGUCUCUUGGUCUCUAGUUGACUUCCAAAGGUAUCUAUUAUUUGCGAUAUUCUUACGUGUCAGGUGCAGGUGGUGGGAAAUCUGGCCUCAGAAGGAACCAAACGCUUAACAUACAUUGCUCAUUAAGUUCACAUUAUAUGUCUCUGCCUGUGUUGAUCAAUUCCUACAAAAACCUCAAGACCACACCAAGACAUACACACAUUGAAGUCCAAUUUCUCACUAGCCGUCUGUCUGUCUGAAAGCUCACUGGCUGUGGAGUUUGUGAAUUAGGCACAGUUCAAACAUUUGACCUACUCAACUAAGUGAAUACUCAGUAAUUCAGUCAACUUAAUAAUGAUGUCCUGUUUGGCUCUACAGCAGGGCCACCUAUGAAAUGUGCUUCACCAAAGAGGCAGGCUGGAAAGGAUCUUUUAGAGGCUACAGCUAAAUGUUAUCCAUCACCACCACCAUCCUCAUCCUCCACUGCAGACCCAAAAAACCCAGUCAACUUUCAGCAGCAUCAGGUCCCAAUCACUUUGCCAAAAACUACCCUGACUUCAAGCACCACCAAGAACCUCAGCAUCAACAAAGGUAGGACAGUUUCUAUUAUAUAUGUGGAUGUCCAAAUAAAACAUAACUUAAUGGACACGUCUCUCUUCCCAAUCUCCACCCUCCAACCCCAACUAGACCAGACACCCGUGCUCGGCAACACAUGGAAGUUCACAGCAUGUGUUGCAGCCUCGACUCUGUGCAUCUUCAUGCUCAUCGUGGGUGCCAUCAAAGGUCCUUCCUGGUACAAGCUCUUCCACAACUACCGGCAUAAGCGACUGCAACAAGAAGAGGACGGCAGGGAGGACACUGUGUCGACCGUCUUCUCAGAGACAGGCAGACACGUGAGCCAUCAGACAUUCACCUUUAAACAAGACGACGGGCAGGUAGAGGAGGAGGAGGAGGAGGAUGGGUACUUUGAGGAUCCAUACAUCAAGAGAGAAGAGUGAAAUGCAGGUGAGGGGACUUCAGCAGAAAGACGAAGAAGCGCACAGCAGCUUCAGUGACGAGAAGUGGAGAUAAAAUCUAAAAACUAGGUGCACACUGGGUGGCGGUUAGAUUGUACAAACAGAGCCAAACAUCAGAUUAUAAUGUGUCUUCUAUAUGUACAGUUUGCAUUUCCUCAGGAGGAUAACCUGACAGCAAAUUGUUUAUUUUUUAAUUAUUUAUUUUCUAAGGGUCAAAAAAAUGUGUCCUGUGACUCUCUUUGAAUUUGUUGUAGUGUUUAGCGAUCUAGGAAUUCAAGCUAUGGCUACUAUUUGUCCUGAUUCUAUGUGACUCUGUAGCAUCACAUCAGCACCACAAAUAUGAAGUAAAAACUUCACUAUAAAAUUUAAGCUCUUGUUCACCUAAGAUCUGCAAUGAGGUUAUAUAUUCACAUCUAAUUUGCACCCAGCUUGUUUGCUGGCACUAGUUUGGAGAGCUGGUAACUAACUCCAAAGUGCAAGGUAAGAUGGUGCAAGCUUCUCUUGAUGGGGGUAACACAAGAGCUUAUGUGAGUUCUUCAGGUAAAAGGGAUAAAGAUGUGAUGCAGAAUGACCUAUUGUGUAAUACUAAAUUAGCGGUCAUUCAGACUGAGAAGAGUUGUUAAAACUGUGUUAAAACAAUGCAAGAGGCUGUGUUGAUGGGGCCCUAUUGUUUAAGGUACUGGUGACACAUGAAAUAUGAUCUGGGAAAUCCAGUUUGAGUAACAAAUCCAAGAGUCUGAAGACUUAACAGACGCUAAAAUGUUGAUUUUUAAUAUUCUGGAAUGGAGUAAUCAUCAAAAGAUGAGGCAGAUUUAAUUUUUUUUCUCAAUGACCCUAUGCUUUUUCUGCUGGUACCUUCUGUGUUGAUCCUGCGUUGAUUUACUGGCCUCAUUCAAAUGAAUAACAUGGACUGCUUAGUUUCUCUUCCUAUAGAGAAUGGGACCACUGAUGUAUUUUAUGCAAGUCUGUAUUAGUUUGUAUUUUUGACAUUGUGCAGCAUCAUUCACCUGGUGCCUAUAUACUAGGUUUACUUUUUAUUUGGCUACUUGGCCCUAAUGUUAUCUACAAAAAGCAGGGAUUCAUUCUUCUGCUGCAUUCGUGCUGUGCAUUGUAAUGUUUACUGCCUUUCCAAAGGUAUUUAUCUAUUAAUUAAGGUAUUUUCCAAAAAUUCGAAUUAAAAUUCUAAAAACAAAUUCAAGAUUGUUGUGUAAAUGUGUUAACUCAUGAAACAUACUAAAAUUACAGUUGUUCUCCAAAAUACAGUUGAAGUUCAUAAACAUGACCACGACUUAAAAUAAAUUCAACAAUUUUCUUACUUGACCACUGGCCUUGCUACUGUCACUAAAAGCUUUCUUUACAUGAAUGUACGCUUUUCUUCUCCAAUGCUUUCCUCCAUUCAAACAUUCAUUCAAACAGUGAACACUGGCUAUUUCGGCAGGAAAAUCCAAGUAAUUUAUAUACAUUUUUGAGAAAAGGCAACAAUUUAUAUAAGUAAAUAUAAGAUAAUUUCUCAGCAUAAAUCUCUGUGGGAGAAAAUGCACUAUAAUGAUCAUAAUUUAAACCUCCACCAUGU
Messenger RNA from Thunnus maccoyii (southern bluefin tuna), 2860 nucleotides. Its product is annotated as leucine-rich repeat-containing protein 19-like. The record is from RefSeq and is a predicted model, not a curated record. The transcript has a single exon. Bases 661 to 1269 code for a protein of 202 amino acids. NCBI's taxonomy places the organism in Eukaryota, Metazoa, Chordata, Actinopteri, Scombriformes, Scombridae.